Messenger RNA from Equus caballus (horse), 1177 nucleotides. NCBI's taxonomy places the organism in Eukaryota, Metazoa, Chordata, Mammalia, Perissodactyla, Equidae. The record is from RefSeq and is a predicted model, not a curated record.
CGGGCGGCUUGGCAGCAUGGCGUCGGUGGCGUUAAGCGAGGCAGAGAAGGUGUACAUCGUGCACGGCGUUCAGACCCGUGGCGUAAGAAGCCUGCGCCUAGGCACUUUCAAGGAAGACCUCCGCGUGGAUGGCCGUGGCUGUGAGGAUUACCGAUGUGUCGACGUGGAAACCGAUGUGGUGUCCAACACCAGUGGGUCUGCCAGGGUCAAGCUGGGUCACACAGACAUCUUGGUGGGAGUGAAAGCAGAAAUGGGGACGCCGAAACUGGAGAAACCAAAUGAAGGUUACCUGGAGUUCUUUGUUGACUGUUCAGCCAAUGCUACCCCUGAAUUUGAAGGUCGCGGAGGUGAUGACCUUGGCACUGAGAUUGCUAACACCCUCUACCGGAUAUUUAACAAUAAGAGCAGCGUGGACCUGAAGUCCCUCUGCAUUAGUCCUCGGGAGCACUGCUGGAUUCUCUAUGUGGACGUGCUGCUACUGGAAUGUGGUGGAAAUUUGUUUGAUGCCAUUUCCAUUGCUGUAAAGGCUGCUCUCUUCAAUACAAGGAUACCAAGAGUUCGUGUUCUGGAGGAUGAAGAGGGGUCGAAGGACAUUGAACUGUCUGAUGACCCUUAUGACUGCAUCCGGCUAAGUGUGGAGAAUGUCCCCUGUAUCGUCACUCUGUGCAAGAUUGGCUAUCGGCACGUGGUGGACGCUACUCUCCAGGAGGAGGCCUGCUCCUUGGCCAGCUUGCUGGUGUCUGUGACGAGUAAGGGAGUCGUGACGUGCAUGAGGAAAGUGGGGAAGGGCAGCCUGGACCCAGAGAGCAUCUUUGAGAUGAUGGAGACUUGGAGCUUGGAGAACAGCUGGUGUGAGCUGGAUGUCUGCUGACCAAGCCGAGGGUGGUGGCAGGGGUGCUGUAGGCUGUGAGACCGGCAAGCGCGUGGGCAAGGUGCUGCACACCUCCCUGCAGAACAUCCUCCACAAGGAAGAGAGCCUGGGGACCAAGAGGCAGAAAGUCGGAUUCCUGGGAUGAUUGCACCUCAGCCCCCAGCUGUGGAGCGUUUGUUUCUACUUUUCCUUUUAAGCCAAAGUUUGUAUAUAUUUUUCUUAACUGUGAUGAAUGUAAGGCAACAUUUAUACAUGUAAAAUUAAAUUCUACUUUCUGGUCUGGUUUGGUAUAGCCAGAGUUCUUCA